CUCGCGCCAUUUCCUGCAAAAUGCCAACUGCAUUUCCCCUCUCACACUUCGCUCCCCCAACUCACUCCACCGGCCAUAAUUUAUCGACAAGAAGAUCGAUCCAACAUAGAUGCUCAUCUAUGGAGUAAUCAGGGAUGUGAACCGAGAUCUGGAGGCAAUGUCAUGAUGGGUCUGUUUGGGCACAAUAAUGAACAGUUACCAGAAAGAAGAGGUACUGUUCCUGGAUUUUUUAAAUUCCUUGGCAAAACGGAGCAUGGAAGUAGGGCCGUUCGUCGUGGAAGAAGGCUUGGUCGAACUACAAGAAAAAGAUUCUCUUGUUUGUUCUUAACGCUUACAACUUCCUUCUUGUUGUAUUUGGCAGUCUUCGGCUUAAAAGUGAACUUGCAUGAUAAAAUUGGAGGUAGCAUUUCGGUGUCAGAAGUACAAGGAGAAACUUUGGUAUCGAGGGACCAGAAACCAUCAACUAGCAAGCAUCGUCGUAAGCAACAUUUUCCUUGUGAAGUCGUGUUUACGGAGUCAGUUGAUUAUCUUUUGGAACCUGAGGACUUCAUGAACGUUACUCAAUUCUCUUUAGAGUACAUAGAGCGUGAGGAAAAACCUUCUGAAACUGAUUUAUAUAAGCCCAGAUUUGGAGGACACCAAACCCUUAAGGAAAGGGAGAGAUCCUUCUAUGCAACAAAUCAAAAACUUCAUUGUGGUUUCAUUAAAGGACCACCAGAAUCCCCAAGUACUGGAUUUGAUUUAGAUGAAAAGGACAAUGCGUACAUGAAAAUGUGCAAGGUUGCGGUAUCAUCGUGCAUUUUUGGGAGCUCUGAUUUUCUGAGGAGGCCUACUAGCAAACAGAUCAGUGAAUAUUCCAAGAAGAAUGUUUGUUUUGUCAUGUUUGUGGAUGAGCAAACACUAUCAAAACUAUCAGCUGAGGGAAGUAUUCCUGAUGACAAGGGAUACAUUGGACUGUGGAAAAUAGUUGUUGUGAGGAAUUUACCAUAUGAAGAUAUGCGCAGAACUGGAAAAGUUCCUAAAUUUUUGUCACAUCGGCUCUUCCCCUCUUCAAGGUAUUCAAUAUGGCUCGACAGCAAAAUGCGUCUGCAGGUAGAUCCAAUGCUAAUUAUUGAACAUUUUCUGUGGCAAAAGAAGUCAGAGUAUGCUAUUUCAAACCACUAUGAUCGCCACUGUGUCUGGGAGGAAGUUCUCCAAAACAAACGUCUGAACAAGUACAAUCACACUGCCAUUGAUGAACAGUUUGCUUUUUAUCAGUCUGAUGGCCUCGUUAAAUUCGACCCUUUUGAUGUCAGGACUCCGCUUCCGAGUUAUGUUCCUGAAGGUUCCUUCAUUGUCCGGGCACAUACGCCAAUGUCAAAUUUAUUUUCAUGUCUUUGGUUCAAUGAAGUUGACCGGUUUACCUCACGUGAUCAAUUGAGCUUUGCAUAUACUUACUUGAAAUUCAGGAGAAUAAACCAAGACAUACCAUUCAACUUAAACAUGUUUAAGGACUGUGAACGACGAUCACUAGCCAAGCUUUUUCGUCAUAGAUCAUGGCCACCUCCAAAUACUUGAUUGAUGAAUUUCUUAAAGGUCCCACUUUGAUAUAUUGGCUUCUUUUUUAUCAGCCUUUCAGCUAUGACUUUGACCUUUCUGCUCAGAAAUUAAGAAGGAAACGAAAGUAGCCAGAGACCGUCCAAUACUAAUUUCACCUAUAAGUAUGGACAUGACUUAUCUUCCUCGAACUGGCAAAACUCUCUAGAUCCCGGUCGAUGGUCGACCCACAUUCAACUACUAUUCGUUGGAAAGAUUUAAUAGAAAUCCUUCUAACAAAUGCUAAUCAAUUGUUAAGAGGCUUCAUUUUUUUGGGCAGUAAUUGUAUAGUUGCUCUAUGUGGGGGAAAAUAUAGAUGGAGUGAAGAUUCGCAAGGGAAGGUUUGUGAUUUCCAAGUGCUUACAUUAUUUGAACAAGUUACAAUGUGUUGUGAUUAGCUGAGAGUUGGGAAAUUAUCAUGUGGCAAUUUGCCCAAUUGCAGAUGGAUUUGCCCACGCCCUUUAGGAAUAUUUCAAGUGGGAUGGGGAAAAUUCUCCUUCUUAAGAUUAGUAUAGAAUGGGCUCAGAAUGAUUAUAGAAUUUAUUUAUGUUGUAUUUGUUGUAAAUCGUUUAAUAGUCCAUAUUCUUCUCAUCCA
Momordica charantia (bitter melon) is the source of this 2170-nucleotide messenger RNA. Lineage: Eukaryota; Viridiplantae; Streptophyta; Magnoliopsida; Cucurbitales; Cucurbitaceae. The record is from RefSeq and is a predicted model, not a curated record.